This is a messenger RNA of Haliotis rubra (blacklip abalone), 2784 nucleotides long. RefSeq names its product EGF-like domain-containing protein 2. The record is from RefSeq and is a predicted model, not a curated record. Bases 284 to 1993 code for a protein of 569 amino acids. The transcript has 13 exons. Lineage: Eukaryota; Metazoa; Mollusca; Gastropoda; Lepetellida; Haliotidae.
AAAUCCCGUGGUAAAAAAUGUAAAUAGCGUUGCCAUGGCGCACACAAAUAUUGAUAUACAAGUAAAUAUAUCGUUCUAUGUAAAGUCUUAGGUCUACAGCCGAGUGGUAACGGUAUGAUGCGACGUGAAGCGAGCGGGGCAGUAGUGACAGGACACUCGCCAGGCAUGUGGACGGGGUCAGGAUGACACCAGUUGAUGGUGUUGGACUUGGCAGGUGUUGUUAUUUUGAGAUACCUUACACUGGGAGUCGUACAGCAAUCAACAGUGUCCAUUAUAUACAGGUAUGACGUCAUCAUGGAUGACCUAUCUGGUGGUGCUAGCUGCGGUGGGUGUCGUCACUGCACAAGAGUUUACAUUUUUAAAUGAUGUGACCGUUAUUGUACGUGAGGGUCAGGCUGUGCCCUUGGUUCUCCAAAUCACAAGAAGUGGGGCUCUGACGAACAAUGCCACGGUCACCCUUGUCGCCUUGGAAUAUACAGACAAUUACAACGAACAAUGGCGGCUGCCCGUGGAAUUUCUCUCAGGGGAGGCCACUCGCUUACUUCCGCUAGGAACACUCGACGAUACUAUCCAGGAACCAGACAGACUUUACAUCUUUGAGAUCGUAGCGACAUCUGCAGGGAACACGAUCGGAGCCAGGCCGCGCGUAUACGUGUCGUACGUAGACAACGACGGUCCUGCCCUAUUUAACUGCAAUGCUGGAGAUGCCUGCCAGAACGGCGCCACCUGCGAUCCCGACACCGGAGAGUGUAACUGUCAGGGGACGUCUGUGCCCACUGCAUUCAGAGACUGUCGUCUACAAAUUAGCCAACUGGACACCGCCAUGUGCUCUAGUGUAACGUGCGGGCAGGGAGGGGUGUGCGUCAACGACGGCAAAGCAACAUGUGUCUGUCAACCAGGCUAUGUCGGGGAUACCUGCCAACUGAAGCAGAGCUACAACGUGGUCUGUUAUGCUACACGGAUGUGCCUGAACGUGGACCCUCCUGUUGGUUACACCGGAGAGCGUUAUGUUUUUGGUUUUCAAGGCGUCUCCCAGUGCAGCCUCAAAGAUGUCACCAGCGCCGCCAGUAGGGGCGACAGCAUCCCAUCUACCUGGACCGGUUCCUACAUAUGUCUCAACCACGUGGACAGCAUCUGCGGCAAUGUCGAUACGACAACAGAGGCUGACCGAACCAUCACCAGGGCUCGUAAAGUGAUGAUUCGACAGAAUUCUCUGAGGACAAAGAACGACAUCAUCUUCACUUCCUACUGCAGAUUCGACUCCUCGGGGACGAUUGUCAUUGAUCAGACAAAUAUUUCUCCAAAUUCUUCAGGGAUAAUCCUCGUGAACAGAACAAACAACAUCAACGCUGCUAAUGUGUUUAUUGCGGACCCGGUUACCGGAAAAGCGGUAACGACAACGGGAGUCAACGUUGGGGAAGUGGUGUGUUUUGCCUUCGUCAUCGAGGCAACAGGUUACACGACAAUUCGUCUUGACAGCGUCACCGCCAACGACCAGCUGACGCCGGCGACCACAUUUGGUGUUCUAGCUGAUGGGUGCCCGAUAACAGGUAACGCCAAUGUAGUCAGCAGACUGCCCUAUCAGCUAAACGCGACCGACGCAAGAAGGGUCGACUUCUGCAUCAACGCCUUUUCCUUCCGAAACAGCUUCACAGUCGGCUUCAGGUUUCAACUGUCGUUCUGUACCGCCGCUGACAGCGCUUGCAAUCCGUACACCUGUUCUGGUAACAGACCGUCAUACGGACGGAAGAAGAGGGCGUCAGGGGAGACAACCGAGAUUCUAGAAACAACAAUUGUCAUCAAGAAAGAGCCCACCACAUCUGCUAUAACAGGCGGUAACACUGAACCACCAUCCUCAUCAGUGUGUGAACUCACAUCCAACAUCGUCGCAGCGUUAGCCACUCUGGGAGUCCUCGCAGCCAUCUUGAUGAUCGUGACUUUGAUCAUCGUCUUACGCUCAGUGAGAUCACGCGAUAACUCACGAGACAAUUAGUGCCAUGCCGGAAUCUACGAGCGGCAAGCCAUAUUCACCAUUAUUAGGCAUUUAAUAUGAAAGACGAGACCAAUGCUAAACGUUCUUCCUGUCAUGGCUGCUAUUGUUUAUCCUUUGAUGUAUCUUUAAGUGCUGGUAAAAAACGUAUGUCGUCUAACGUAUAACGUGUUGAGACAUUACUAGGAGUUCUUUUCCGAAGUCAUUCGCAACGAUACCAAACUAUUUAUCAAUUUACAGGUUUCCAUUGAACAAGUAUUGAAUUUUUUUGUCUUUUACGACAUCGCGAUCAUUUAUUUCAACGCAAACAUUAUUUCCACAGACAAUUCGCCGUCUAAAACUUCAACUGAAGCUUGUGUUAAAUCAAAGUAACGUGAUCUAAUAUAUAAAUAGCCACUUGCUUCCGUGGCUGAUGAACAUUGACCUCUAUAUAUUAUAUCAGCGUAUAGGCGGUAUUUUGUGCUGGAUCCUCUUUUAAAGAGCCAACUUCGUAAAGCAAAUGCCGUAAGGCUACAGAUUUGUAUAAUUUGCACGGAAGUCGUAGCGCUGCAGUGACUUGUCAGAAAGGAGACCCUGUAGAGACCAUACAAUGUUUGUGAUAAUUCAGAAGUGUGAACGUUUUAAAAUCUGCGCAAAAACACGCAUUCACGCGUACAUUUUAAUACCGGUGCGCAGAACGUUUCGUGUUGCACACGUGGAUGUUAAUACCGGAAGUAAAUGUAAUUCUGUGCAUUUUUGUAAAAGAUGUGAAGCGUUGAUAUGUGUUCUUAAAAUAAAGUGGUUUACUUACUGAA